Messenger RNA from Chilo suppressalis (striped riceborer), 3222 nucleotides. The record is from the annotation of a GenBank genome assembly. Lineage: Eukaryota; Metazoa; Arthropoda; Insecta; Lepidoptera; Crambidae.
UGGUCGUUACUGCGGAGUGACAAGCAGCAACGUUCAGUUCACUCCAUCAGUACUCCCUCCUCAGUAAGCGCGAGUGCACCGCCGCGUAGUAGCACUUGUCUGGCUAUCGCGGCUCCUCGGCGCACUCGAUACGCACGAUGUCGCGCGCCUACAAACCGUCCAACCAUGUCGUCGAAAAAUCGCGGGUACCAUCGUUCGAAAAAUACAAAGAGAUGCACAAAAAAUCACUCGAGGAACCAGAAGCGUUUUGGUCGGAAAUAGCGAACGAGUUCCAUUGGCAAACACCUCCACAGCCCGGCAAUUUCGUAUCGUACAAUUUCGAUAUAAGUAAGGGCAAUAUUUUUGUCAAAUGGAUGGAAGGUGCUGUCACUAAUGUGUGUUUCAAUCUUUUGGACCGCAACGUGAGGAAUGGGCAUGGAGAGAAAAUCGCAUACUACUGGGAGGGGAACCACCCAGACGACUACAGCCGGGUGACUUACCGUAAGCUGAUGGACCAAGUGUGUCAGUUCGCGAACGCGCUUAGGGACUGCGGCGUGGGCAAGGGAGACCGAGUCUCCAUAUACAUGCCCAUGAUCCUGGAGACAGUGGUCUGCAUGCUCGCCUGCGCCAGAAUCGGCGCCAUUCAUUCCGUCGUAUUCGCAGGAUUCUCUUCAGAUUCGCUAGCGGAGCGAAUGUCGGACUGCAAGGCAAAGGUGUUGGUGACGGCUGACGGUGGGUGGCGCGGUGAGAAACUGCUGGUCCUGAAGAACAUCUGCGACGAGGCGAUGCAGAAGGCGAAGAGCAAGCACAAGCACGAGGUGCCGCUGUGCAUCGUCGUAUCGCACCUGUCUCGCGUCACGCCCUGCGGCGACUUACCCGAUGAUGUCAGUGCAUUGUACGGAUGGGACGACGAUAGAGAUGUGUGGUGGCAAGACAUUGUGGAAGGACAAUCUACUAUCUGCCCACCAGAAUGGAUGGAGGCCGAAGAUCCACUGUUCAUGUUGUAUACUAGUGGUUCGACUGGGAAACCCAAGGGUGUGCUACACACGACCGCCGGCUACCUGACAUACGCGACCGCGACCAUGCGCUACGUGUUCGACUACCAGGAGCGCGACGUGUACUGGUGCACCGCCGACGUCGGCUGGAUCACCGGCCACACCUACGUUGUGUACGCGCCCUUGGCUAACGCCGCCACCUCGGUCAUGUUUGAGGGCACUCCUUUCUACCCAGACAACGACCGGUAUUGGGCGCUGGUGGAAAAGUAUAAGGUCACUCAAUUUUACACUGCUCCCACCGCCAUCAGAGCACUCAUCAAAUUCGGAGAUGAUUUUGUGAAGAAGCACUGCUUGAGCACACUGAGGGUCCUGGGCAGUGUUGGUGAGCCCAUCAACCCUGAAGCGUGGCUGUGGUACUACAACCUGGUGGGCAACGGAAGGUGCUCCAUCGCUGACACUUUCUGGCAGACAGAAACCGGUGGGCACGUGAUCACCAGUCUACCCGGAGCCACGCCCAUGAAGCCAGGCGCAGCCGGUUUUCCCUUCUUUGGUGUGGAACCGAGUCUGUUAGAUGAGAACGGCAAGCUCAUAGAAGGUCCCGGUGAGGGCUACCUGGUCUUCUCUCGACCCUGGCCCGGCAUCAUGAGGACUCUCUUUGGUGACCACGACCGAUACGAGAAGGUUUACUUCUCUAAGUUCCCUGGAUACUACUGCACCGGCGACGGGGCUAAAAGAGACGAAGACGGCUUCCUGUGGGUAACAGGUAGGAUAGACGACAUGCUCAAUGUAUCUGGUCAUCUAAUGUCCACCGCAGAAGUGGAAGGAGUGCUCACCGAAGAACCCAGAGUGUCCGAAGCCGCCGUAGUGUCCAAACCUCAUCCCGUAAAAGGAGAGUCGCUUUACUGCUUCAUAAGUCUUAAUGAAGGCGCCAAAUUUGAUGCGGACCUUGUCAGCUGUUUGAAAAAGCUGGUCAGACAGAGGAUUGGAGCUUUCGCUGCACCUGACGUCAUACAAUACGCGCCAGGACUCCCCAAGACCAGAUCCGGAAAGAUCAUGCGCAGGAUAUUGAGAAAGGUCGCCCUCGGAGACCGAGACAUCGGAGACACAUCCACAUUAGCAGACCCCAACGUAGUGGAGGAACUCUUCAAAAAUAGACCCUAAAUGCUGCCCGAUUUAGAAAUUUUUGCCUCGCCAUUGCCUGCUGUUUCUGUCCCUUACCCGAAGCAUUUAGAAGUGCAGCUAAAAUUGGCACCGCUCUAUGAUUUCCGAUGCAUACCGUCCCCAAAUAGUACUGUUUUAUAUUUUUAUAUUCAGUCAGACUAUUGUCACAAUCGUCUCAAUAAUAACUGAAAUCAUUAUUAUUCUUGUUUCGAAUCUUAGCUAAACUUAGCUGUGUUUUGUAUUAAUGUAUACUGUUAGCUAUUAUCUAAAUUUAACCAAAUAAACACACAAGCUUUACACUCUGGACCGUUAGUAAAUUCGUAAAUUAUAAUUCAUGAAAUAAUUAAACUUAUAAAAACAUUAAAGAAAUUCAGAGAGUGCAAUUUGCAGGCGACAAGUCAAUCAAACAGAGGUGAAAAUGAAGGUACAAUGUUAAGUACACUUGGUCAGGUAUAUAUUUUUAUAGAAUAUUUGUUGAGAACGAGUAAGCAUUGUGGUCAUUAAAACAUUUUCAAGAAAUUCGUAAUCCAGAUUGUCAGAUAUAUUUAAUUACUAUGAAAAUGGGUCAAUGGUCAGAAAUAAAGGUGGAAGUUUUUAAGUGUUGCACGCAUUUAGUUAUUUAGUACCGUUAUGUAAAAGAGUUUUUUUUUUAAAUCGUGAUGAUAGGUAGGUUUUAAUUUUAAAUUGAGUUGAUAUGAAUGGUAUGCUUGGGUUCGUUUGGCAAUAUUUCUGUGGUAUUUUACAUGCAGUAGCAAUAGUUAUUUAUAUUUUGAUGAGGUCUUUAAACUUAAAACUAAAUUUAACAUCAGUCUCUCCUUUUCAUUCUCUAUAGAGAAUGACAGGGAUGCACUGUUGUCAAAUUUAAGUUUAGCUUUAGAGAAUCAUGCCAGAAUCGACAUCAUUGUUGCGACUAAAGUUCGUUAACUAAAAACCUAAUCUUACCUACAUGUUGAAGAAGUAAAAAUUACAUAUAUUUUCCAAAAUUUAGUUGUUCACUUAAAGAAACACGAUCUCAAUAGGUAACUCUUUUGUUGAGAAACUUUAGGGGUAUAGACAAAUAUAUCAACUUUCAUUCUUCAUACGACCG